GAAGCAAGCAAAAGCAGACAAGACAAGACAGCAAAUACCAAAUACAACUUCACACAAUCUUGUCAAAACGAACGAAAUUUCUAAAAACCUUGCGACAGCUGUUUAUUAUAAUAAAAUACAAAAGUAUUUUUAUCGUGUACGCAGUAAAUAUUGUUUUUAUUGUAACAACGUCAAAGAUAGACGCUUUGUUAGUUAUUGAGAACUAUUGUGGUACGCUCGUUGGUUUUUUGUAGUGUGAAUAUUUAUUUGUUAAACGCAGUUCGUGAUGGCUAGUGAAAAACCAGUGUCCGGAGAGCCAGCUUCAAAUUUGGAGAAUUCUCAGGCUUUGCAACCUGCUGAGGAUGAAAAUGCGAAGUCAUGUUGGGUGUGUUUUGCCACGGAGGCUGACGAUAGGUUGGCGGCAUGGGUCCAGCCUUGUAAGUGCAUCGGGACUACGAAAUGGGUGCAUCAAAGUUGUUUGCAGCGGUGGGUGGACGAAAAGCAAAGAGGUAACAUAACUCGGAAAGUGCUGUGUCCUCAGUGCAAAGCAGAAUAUAUUGUUGUGUUCCCGUCUAUGGGUGCAUUUGUAGCACUCUUAGAUGCUAUGGAAGAGAUCACUCACAAGAUUUGCCCGUUCAUCGCCGGAGGAGUACUCCUAGGAUCCAUAUACUGGAUCGCGAUUACGUAUGGAGCUGUCACCGUUAUGCAGGUGGUGGGUCACAGGGAAGGACUGGAGAUGAUGGAGUCAGCAGAUCCCCUGGUGCUGCUGGUUCUACUGCCGACGAUACCAGUGACGCUGAUCAGCGCUAAAAUGUAUAACUGGGAGGAUUCCGUCCUACUCUUCCUGAGGAAGUACUGCUCGAAGAUACCCGCCCUCUCAUACAUACUGCCGUUUGGCAAUGUGGAAGGCGACAGAGGCGCUUUAGUGGGCCACAACAACCAGCAUCAGACGAACAACUCACAUCUGUCACCCACACGGAUCUUCUGCUCAGCACUCCUGCUGCCGACCAUUUCCACUAUCAUAGGCAAAAUAUUCUUCCGAUCCAUACAAAACAACUUACACAGAACAAUACUAGGCGGUAUCACCUACAUAACAAUAAAAGGAGCGUUAAAAAUCUAUCACAGACAAAUGCUGUACAUUAGACAUUCGAGUAGGAAAAUUCUAGAUUACACAGAGUCAAAUCUGAAAUUGUACAGAAGUGCCGCCACCUCGACCACAACAGAUGCCAUAUCCAGCACGCGAGAUGACACGGAACAAGUCGUUUAAUAGUUUUUAAUAAUGUACAUAUGUAUAGUCGACUAAGUGCGCAUUGUUCGCGGGGUGAAGAAGCCUUUAGAGUUUGUACCGGACUUUUAUAAAUAAAAGCUAAUUUAUAAGGUUUUAGUGGUGUGGAGAUAAAAAUUGACUAGUCUUUUGUGAUGUCGUUUUAAAAUCGGAUCACGGGAUGAGGUUAAUGACCGUUCUAAGGGUGUGAAGAAUGUAUGUGGAGUCCAGUCACUAUUGAUAUCGGUAAGCUAGUCGAGGAGACAGGCGCGAUGAUACAUUCGUCAUCUAAAACUCGUUAUAAGAGCGCCAUGUUGAAAACGAGAAACGGGGAUGUGUAUUGUAGUAUUUAUAAACCAUUUAUAGAAUGUUUAUAAAUGUCAAGUUUUUAUAAAUAAGGUUGUUGUAAGUUCGGUUUGAUAUGUAGUCUAUUAAUCCUAUCAUCGUUCUAUCAUACAUAUUUGUAUUACGUAUUAUGAUAUUAACGGUUUGUUAUGUUGUUAUUGUUAUACAUUUAUGUGUAUGUCAAAACUCAGUAAUUGAAUGUAAAUAGACCGGGCUCUUCACCCCACCGGUGACGAAUUGCAAUUAAUAUCAAUAUUUACAAAAUAAUGUUGAAUAACGUUAUGGAUAAUAUUUUUAAAUUGUUGUAGACGUACGGAAUUACCGUUUGUUAAAUAUAUCAUAAAUGUUUACAUUACAUGCUCAUGCGUCCAUGACACAAUCAAUAAAUGUUUUCAUUAUAAAGUUGAAACAGCUAUGUUAUUGCCUCUGCGUCGCUUUAAAUAAGAUGUGCGAAUAUAGCAUCUGGCCUCCUGGACUAUAGACAUAAGUUUUAACAAAAAUAUGACUGUUAUUGGUGAAUACGAAAUAGUAAAUACACUAGUAAUUAUUUAGCCACAAUUUGACGCAAAUCUGUCAUUGAUAAACACAGUAAAUUAAUAUUUUUACUACACUAUUCAAUAUUUGUUGGUGCUCCGAAUAACAUGUACCGUAAAAUUUCUUCCAUAUAUAGUUGACAAGAUAUGAAAUAGAAUCGUCAUAUUAUUAUUAUACAGAACAGCCAUAUAAAGUCAAUUUGAAAAUAAUACAUACUAACAAUAUUUUUUUAGAGUUUAUUCAACUCAUUUACACCUCUAUAUCAUUGGUAUAAGGACUACUGUACCCUUAGUACGAGUUUGUUUUACGUUGAACGAAAAAGAAACGACAGUGCGUGUGGCCCUCUGAUUGGCCGGCGCGAAUGAACCAACCAAUCAGUACCCAUUUCGUAUUUGUUUAACGCAAAGCAAAUUCGUACUAAGAGUACCGUUUGUCUAAUAGACAAUUUACUAGUGUCAUGCUAUGGCACAAUAAAAUUUUGACAGCUACAAUGAUUAGAGAAAUAUGACCUCUUUUUACAUUAGUGCCCAUCUCAUAACUGCAAAAACGUUAGCCGUUAUUGUAUCAUACUGUUGAAUAAAUUCUCUAAAAUAUUGGUAGUUUGUGUUAUUUUCAAAUCACAGUAUAUUUUUAAUAAUGAAGACUCCAUUGUAUUGUUAUCUGCUAUUGUUAAUAUGCUAGUGAAAUAUUAUGUAACUAUUAUAUAAUGAAUCGGUAUGAACAGUGGCCAGAAGUUUCGUGGUAGGUUAUGAUGACUAUUUGGCUAUGAGGCCAUUGGGAGAUACGACUACCGGCACAAUGAUUGCUGAAUCUACAUCCCAUAUAUCGAAUCAAGAUAUUUACUGGAUUUAUCUUUUUCAGCCUUCACGAGAUUUUCGUCAUGUGGGAUUGUCAAUUAUCAUUGUUCAACCUGUACCUUUUCUUAUACAUACGUUAAUUUACUUCCCAGUGAACAUGAUUCAAAGUAAAUGAUAAUAACCAUGAAAUAAUGAGAAAUAUUAUACACAAUGUACGCCUUUUUUCCCACCACGGAAAAUCCGGCCAUGGUUCGUGCCGUAGACUAUAGACAAGACGUUGACGGAAUAUUAAUUAAAUUAGACUACAUACUAGUUUAUUUUUUAUACUUACUUUUUGUAAUAUACAUAAACAGUAAAAGAGUAUUGUUUGAAGAAUUAUUUAAUAAUACAUUCAUAAUCAUUCUCCAGAGAAGUGUUUUUUAUUUUGUCAUUUUUAGUUCUCUAAAGUCGGCGCUAGUGUAGCUUAAAGUCCUCUAAGGUCAAUUAAUAAAUCUGUUGAAUUUGAACUUAAAACUACACUAGGUCCCUAAGUAACGUGUAUUAAAUUAUUAAUUUAAACAAUACUCUUCUAAAUUAUUAUUGUUAUAAAGCUGUGCUCUUAGCUAGAUAAAGAAGCAAAUCUUGGCAUUGUCCAUCAGCUGUCCUAAAGCGUGCCAAAUUCAACCGUAUAGCGAUUAACUGUAAAAGCAUUUUUGCUAAACAUAGCUUAAAUCUUCAGUACUAUACGUCUAGGUAGAUUUAAUAAUAAUAAUAAUUUAUAAAAGAUAGAAUGUGAUAGGAAGGGGAAUUUUAAAGUUAAACGUAAUUCGUAGUUAGAUAAAAAAUGUUCCAAUUUAAAAUAGAUGAAUUGAUCGAGUGCCUUUGCAAAUAAAAAUUAAAAUAAAUGGUUUGUAUAUACUUAGUUAUACUCAUAUCUAAUUAUCGUUUACCUUCUUAACCCGGUGCUUUUAGUCAUAUUACAUUUUACCAAUAACUGACUUGACUAACGCUUAGGCGAUUUUUGACGGUUCGAUUAAUAAUAAUCGAUUUAGUUAUGUUUCGAAAUACGUUUCGAUAUUCAUGUGUGUUCGCUUUCUGCAUCGAUUUGUCAAUAUAAAAUCCUAAUUUGUUAGUGGAGUUUUUAAAAUUUUAAUUUGUUAGUACAUAAUGGUAUAGUUAUGUGGAAAGAAGUCAUUUGAGCUUAGGAUGUGGAUAGAAUUUUUAUUAUUGAAAACUUGAAAUUUGUGCAGUAUUCUUACUCAUUUUACUAGUAAAUACAACUACUUUUUGUUCAUUUCAAUCGCGAUAAUCUAGCGGAUAAAAUGUUUGUGCAUAUCUGGGAUUAUUGUUAUUGCAAUUUUAAGUUUUCAAUACUAAAUGUUACAAAACAAAUGAUCUUGACUAUGUAAACUAUAAAAUUGUAAAUUGCAACAACAUCUGUUCAGCAGUUUAUUAAAUUAUUCCUUUUUACUUAUCGAUAUAUUUUCAUUCUUCACUAAUAAAUUAAGAAUUUGUCUAAAAAUGGUACGAUUGGAUACCAUCAGUUGAUUAAAUGAUUAUAUAGAAUUUAAAUUAUAAAAAGUGUAUAAAUUUUGUUUAAUGGAAAUUUUUGGUUUAAUAAUUUAGUAAUUACAAUGUUCAACUUGUGAGUAGUUGAGCGGUAUCUGUGGUUUUUAUAUUCUUUUCAUAAAAAAAUCCGUUCUUGAGUGAAUAACUGGCAAGACAGUCAAUACGAUCCUGUGCAUUCAAUUAUUAAACAUUGCCAAUAAAUACAUCGAAAUUGUAAUAAAUAAUGUAAUUAUUGUAAAAAUACUACAACCAUCUUUGAUUACAUGAGCAUUUAUCAUAAUUUUUGGUUUGCAUUUAAUUUCAUUUCGAAAGUCUAUAUGCGCGUUGCAAUUUUCAACCUUAGGCUUUAGAUAUAGGGCAAGUGACCCGGUUGUGGCCACCGACCCCUUUGUGGCCAUUUGGACCUUCAAAUAUUUAUAACUAAGGCAUGGACAAAUAAAUUACUCUGUGAUGUACAGUAUUUAAAAUAUUGAAUAUUGGAGAUACUGAUACCGUUGGCAGCUUUGAUGUGUCAAACUUCACUUCGAUGCAACAAGUCAUUCUUUUUAGUUGAGGGUGAAAUUGUUAAGAUCUUAACAAAAAGGCUAAGGCGAGCGGGUGAGGAUUUGGUUUUUAUUUUUUAAAUCUUUGCUUAUUGUUUGGAUGUUUAUGUUAAUACUACAUGAAGAAUAUAUUGUCUAAGUGAAACUAAAGUUAUUUUGUCGCCAUAUGUUUCUGAAGUGCGGUUAUUAGAAGGUGGCCACUAAUGGAGACAAAAUUAUGAAUUUCUCCAUCUUUGGCCACAUGGCUGGCCAAAACUAAUGUACAUAGACACCAGACUUCUUCCCCUUUAUUUUAUCGUGGCUUUUUUUCCUUGGCUUUACAUAUCAACAAAUACAUAUUUUUCAUUUUCAGAGAUGCAAUAAAUUGCCUUCACACAAAGGGGAGGUCAGUUUACUUUGCAGCUUUUACCAACGUCAUAUAAAUUUUGAUCUCUUUAUUUGUAAGUUAAAUUCAAGUGAAGUAAUAAUAUUUCAUAUUUUCCAAACUAAAUAAAAACCAUUGUUUGUAAAAUGUCCAAUUUAAUUAUUAAAUUUUGAUUACUUUUAUUGUAUUUUUUGAUGGCCAGAACUGGCACACGACCGUGGCCACAAAUGGCACGAAUCUGGCCAAAAGUGGCACAAACUCCCUUUUUUUUUCUUUCUUAUACAGUUAUUUUUCUAUUGGACGUUCUUUAAAAAAAGGGUUUUCUUAGGCAAGGUUAAUACAUGUUAAAUGACUUUUUACAAGAAAUAUUUUCGUGAUAACAAAAACUAUAAGUUAAGAAAGCCUCAAAGUCGACAAAAUUCUUAAAGUGGCCACAACCGGGUCACUUACGAUACGGUUCAAAAUUGUUUUGGUGAUUAAAUCCAGACAUUCGUAGGCGUGAUUUUACUGACCGCAUCGAAAUCGGUUCAGCCUAUCGCGAGAUAAUCGCGGACAAACAUGUAAAUACGUACAGGUCGAAUUCAGAACCUCUAUCUUUUUUUAAAGUUGGUUAUAAAUCUGCUUCACACAACUUUACGUACUACUUGAAAAAAGAACAUUACCUAUACAGUACCAGUAACAUGCGUACGCGCACCACAGGAAGUUUAAACACCAUUUUUAAAACGGUUUGUUAUUUAAACACCAGUUAUCGCUCAAUUCACCACAAGACGUUAGUUUUGCUAGUCUUUUGAGAAACUAAAGCGAUUCGCACGCAAUUUUGUAUAAAACGAUGCUUCGUAAAACUUAUAGCCAUUAUUUUGUCUACUGUACAUUUUAAAAUGAUUAUAAAUAUUAUUUUUUAUUGAGUCUC
Spodoptera frugiperda (fall armyworm) is the source of this 6283-nucleotide messenger RNA. Its product is annotated as E3 ubiquitin-protein ligase MARCHF5. Lineage: Eukaryota; Metazoa; Arthropoda; Insecta; Lepidoptera; Noctuidae. Bases 266 to 1246 code for a protein of 326 amino acids. The record is from RefSeq and is a predicted model, not a curated record. Gene Ontology annotation, molecular function: zinc ion binding. The transcript has 4 exons.